AGGAUUUAGAUUGUUCGAAUUGAUGAUUAAAAUAAUCAAAGUCCACAUUUAGGUCUCUCCUAAGAAUCAAGCAAAGACCACAUGCGGGCAGGAAAAAUUAAUCACUAAGCAAUCUAAGCAAAACCUGAUGGUUUGAUUUACAAAGUCAACACAUUUGAAGACAACGCACGUGGGCAAGCAGUGAGAGAGAGCUGGCAUUUAUAGAACUCUCUGAAUCUUCUCUCUCAAUUGAUCUUCUCCAUUGAUGCUCUCACUGCGUUUUUGUGUUUCUCUUUUUCUUUCUCUGGAACAACUCCAUAAAAAGUUUCUGAAAUAAUUUAUAUUUCCUCCUUCUACGCUUAUCAGUUAAUUAGCUUCCAAUUUCAGUCUUCUUUCUAUAUACAUCCCUUUAGUGUGUCAAUUAUUCUUUUUUAUAUCAUUAAUUUCUUCACUAGACCAUCCCUUUCUUUGCUGUAUAUCUUGCCUUUUAAGUACUCUUUUCUCUUCUCUCUCUCUUUCUCUUUGAGCAACUCCACUUUCAUUCAUGAGAGCAUGCCUGAAUGUCCAGAGAAAGGGAGAGAUUUGAUGAGAUAGGAAAGAAGAUCAAAAGAGAAGCAGAUGCUUCUUCUCUUAUGAGAAGAAGACACAUGCUGGGCCCUCCUGGAACCCUAAAUACUAUUACCCCAUGUGCAGCCUGUAAACUCUUAAGACGUAGGUGUGCACAAGAAUGCCCUUUUUCACCAUAUUUCUCCCCUCAUGAACCUCAAAAGUUUGCUUCUGUUCACAAAAUCUUCGGCGCCAGCAACGUCUCCAAAAUGCUCAUGGAGGUGCCGGAGAGCCAAAGAGCGGAUGCUGCAAAUAGCCUUGUUUAUGAGGCGAAUGUAAGGCUAAGAGAUCCAGUUUAUGGGUGCAUGGGUGCAAUUUCAGCUCUGCAACAACAAAUUCAAUCGUUGCAGGCGGAGCUCAAUGCUGUAAGGGGUGAGAUAUUGAAAUACAAAUAUAGAGAAGCUAAUAUUAUGCCAUCAUCUCACGUUGCCUUGCUCUCUUCUGGAACUGUUUCUAUUGCUGCUCCACCACCACCACCAUCAUCAGCUCCAUCUCCACCACCACCUCCACCGCCACCUCCUCCUUCUCUUCAUUCUGCUUCCUGCACUUCUCCUUCCGUGUACGGACAACCAUCUAAUGUUGCAGAUUAUAACUCCAUUUCAAGUGAAAACGUUUCCUACUUUGGUUAAAUUAAAAUAUUCCUAGAUUAAGAAAUCUAUCCCAUGUAUUUUUCUAUAUAAUGAAAAAAAAAAGGAAUAAAAUGAGGAAGAGUAUACCAUUAUUAUUGGCUUA
Molecule: messenger RNA, 1317 nt
Organism: Mangifera indica (mango)
Lineage: Eukaryota; Viridiplantae; Streptophyta; Magnoliopsida; Sapindales; Anacardiaceae
Product: LOB domain-containing protein 15-like
Exons: 3
Coding region: 540-1214 (224 amino acids)
Source: RefSeq, a predicted model, not a curated record